AAGAGCGCCACCUCUGGCCAUGUGCGUCACAGUGUCAUAUCACGUGUAAAGGAUUAUUAAAUCGCGCUCGCGGGAUGGAAACAGAAAGUAAUAUAUUUGUUUUUUAGUGAUUGAAUGUCCCGAAUAUGCUGUAACCAUGAAGCUGUUUAACUUUUUGCUGAAAGACGUCACGCGCAAAAUCGAGUAUUAUUCACGCUUCUCUCCUUCGCCGAUGUCCAUCAAGCAGUUUUUGGAUUUCGGUAGAGAGAAUGCUUGUGAAAAAACCUCCUAUAUGUUCCUGAGGAAAGAACUGCCUGUUCGUUUGGCCAAUACAAUGAGAGAAGUCACUCUGUUGCCUGGCAAUCUGAUAAACCAGCCAUCUGUCCAGCUGGUCCAGAGCUGGUACAGCCAGAGCUUUGAGGAGCUGUUAAAUUAUGAAAACCGGAGCCCAGAGGAUCCUCACACCCUUAAUGAUUUCUUAGACCUCCUUAUCCAGAUCCGGAACAGACACAACGAUGUGGUUCCCACCAUGGCCCAGGGAGUGAUCGAAUACAAGGAGAAGUUUGGUUUCGACCCAUUCAUCAGCAGCAAUGUGCAGUAUUUCCUGGAUCGUUUCUACACCAGCCGCAUCUCCUUCCGCAUGCUCAUCAACCAGCAUACUCUCCUCUUCAGUGACGGCAUCAACCACGCCCAUCCCAAGCACAUCGGAGGCAUUGACCCAGCCUGCAACGUAGUCGAGGUAGUAAGAGAUGCAUACGAGACUGCAAAGAUGCUCUGUGAAAAGUAUUACAUGAUAGCGCCUGAGCUACACAUCCAGGAAUUCAACAGCAAGAACCCCGAUAAGCCGAUCCAGGUGGUGUAUGUGCCGUCGCAUUUGUUCCACAUGCUCUUUGAGCUCUUCAAGAACUCCAUGCGAGCUACGGUGGAGCUUCAUGAGGACAACGAAGCAGGACUUCCCCCUGUGAAAGUCUGUGUAACUCUGGGAAAAGAAGAUCUCUCCAUAAAAAUUAGUGAUUGUGGAGGGGGCGUACCCUUGAGGAAGAUUAACCGCCUUUUCAACUACAUGUACUCCACAGCUCCGACGCCAACCCUGAAUCCUUCAGAAAAUGCUGUGCCGCUGGCUGGCUUUGGCUAUGGUUUGCCCAUCUCCAGACUGUAUGCACGCUACUUCCAGGGAGAUCUAUGCCUCUACUCUAUAGAGGGAGUAGGCACUCAUGCAGUCAUCUAUCUGAAGGCUCUGUCCAGCGAGUCUUACGAGCGACUGCCAAUCUUCAACAAGUCAGCAUGGAGACAUUAUCAGUUAGGGCCAGAGGCAGAUGACUGGAGCAACCCCAGCAGCGACCCUCGGGACGCAUCCACAUUCAAAACACACUAACAGACUAACACUUUCCGUGUAUCAGUGAAUGCCACCUGGAGAGUGUUUUACUCACAAUUAACACAAACCGAGCAAGGAGUAAAAUCUGGAUCUCAGAAACUGGGUGCGUAGGUGAGAAUACAGCCUGGAUCGAGUGGAAAGUGCACAUGCACAUACAAACAAACACACAUUCACACCCUCAUUAGAUAAUCCACCUAAAGGCAUGUUUUGGGGGGUUCGGAGGAAACCAGUGAGUCCAGAGGAAACCUACACAGACAUGCGAAGCUCACUGAAAGGUGAGCUCAGACAAUCAGGAACUCUGGAGCUUUGAGCCGCACCAACUCACUUCUUGAUGGACUUUUUUAAUACAUUACUUAUUUGUUUAUUUUUUUUAAACCAUUGUUUAUAGCUGAGCCCUGGGUCAAGAAAUACUGAAUAUAAUGAGUCAAAAUUCUUUCUGUAGCUAAAAAUCACAUAGAUGUUGAAAGGCCUUUUUUCAGCAAAGAUCUAACAGAAUCUGAACUGUAUUUGUUUUGUAUUCACUAUGUGUGUUAAUUUGUUUUUAUAUGAAAUGAUUAUAGAUUUGAAUCAACUUUUGUAUAUUUAAAUAUUUUUAAACAAUUGAUAAUGGAUGGAAAUGCCACCAAAAGCCAUAGAUAUAAAAUAAGGUUUUCAAAAUAUUUCAUUCAGUACAUAUUAAAUUAAAUGCAAACCAAAUCAAUAAAUAGCAUUUGCUUUUAGCGGUCAGUGUGUUGGUGUCUUUCACUGUAGCAGAAAAGAACCUUUUUUAUAAUUUUGUAAUUUUGGGUGUAACCCAACUUCAUUUGCAAUAUUUUAGUUCAAGAAAAUGUACAGUCAAAAUUGUAUACAGUAGAAAAUGUCACAAUUUCUUCAAGAACCCCAUUUUCCCUGGCCACACUGCUGACAGCGUCAUGGUUUUUAGCUUUACUUACUCAUUUUAGGUCCUCUGUCUAUAAAAAAAACUUUAAUUAUGCAAGUGGGUCACACAGGAAUCAGUACAAUACAGUGUCAUGGGUAAUGCUGGAGAAAUACAUUUAAUUCAUUUAUAUGUAUUGCUGUGGCCAGUGUGACUCCAAACAUUUGACAUAAAAAUGCUUUUCGAAAGACACUGACUUUUUAUUACCGCUAAAUAUUGCGUAAGAAUGCACAUGGGCUAUCCCUUUUUUUUUUAUAAUAAAUAACUGGUAAUAAAAUAAUGGUUACAAGAUUAAGCAGAGGAUUGUCCACAUAAGCUUUAUGGUGUCUCUGGAAGAGUCAGGAAAACCAUUACAGUACAGAUCGAACCAUUA
Molecule: messenger RNA, 2643 nt
Organism: Hemibagrus wyckioides
Lineage: Eukaryota; Metazoa; Chordata; Actinopteri; Siluriformes; Bagridae
Gene: pdk3b
Product: pyruvate dehydrogenase kinase, isozyme 3b
Exons: 11
Coding region: 137-1354 (405 amino acids)
Biological process (GO): regulation of glucose metabolic process; protein phosphorylation
Cellular component (GO): mitochondrion
Molecular function (GO): pyruvate dehydrogenase (acetyl-transferring) kinase activity
Source: RefSeq, a predicted model, not a curated record